GUCAGCCAAUUAUUUCAAUGAAAUCAAAUAAAAAUCUACUAUUCCGAAGAAACCGAUGAAAGAAAGUAAUGGGGGGUAAAAAGUGGCCGCUUGUUGACCGAGUGCACGAGAUUCAUCCCCUCAACAAUGAUCGUUCGCUCGGCGACACGCGUUCCCACGAACUCGUGUGUCCACCCCUCCCCAUUACUCCACUCUCCCCACUCAGCAAUUUAUACCCCCUCCAGCCACCGAUGAAGAAAGAGUUUCACAUAUCGAAGGUACCCCGUACCCAAUCCCCACUCCCAGAACUGGAACCCGGGGGCCACCACGUGGCGAGCGUACGGCAUUUCUCCUUCCUAUGGCCCUUCCACAUACGGGAUAGGUCGUGUGUCCUGCUCGUCCUCCCGCACACGACAUACGUUCGCCGCCACGCGACCCGUCCGCACGCAUCGGAAACUGUACUAGUCUUUGUUUCAUUUUUCAUUUUUUCAUUAACUUGAGUUCCACAAAGUGUGUAAAUAAUUCCGACGGAGUUCACCAAAAAAUUCGUUGUUAUUAAUUUUUUAUUUUUCAAUAAAAAAUACAAAUUUUCGGGAGAAAGUGACACGAUUGUUCCAAAUUCCUAGCGAACAAUUUUCGAAAAAAAAAAACAAUUUGAUUUCGUGAUGGUAUAAUAAAUCGGUAAUUGUUGUGUGAAUUUAAGUGCGUUAAAGUGAACUGAUAAUUAUUGCAAAUCAAUAUGUGGCGUGUUGUGGUUGCGAGAUCCGAUGAAAACAGUACGUUACUGUCAUCUGAGAUAACGACACCAGUGGGUCCAGGACAUUUAUCGAGCAUUCCCGGCCCACCGACGGGCCACCACUACUACCCUGGAUACCCACCACCCCCUCAUCAUGCGCCUUAUCAGCCGCAACAUCCGGACGUGCGACAUCAUGAAAUGCGAAGUGAUUUGAGACCCGAGUUGAGGCAUCAGGAUAUGCAUAAUCGUCAAGAGCUGAGACACCAGGAGAUGCACAGAGCCGAGAUGAGAAAUGAGGGAGGGAUGAGAACGGAGAUGAGGCAUGAUAUGGGUCAGCAUCAGGAUAUGAAUGGCAUGAGACAGACUCAUGAAUUAACGGAGUUGAGGCCGAGUCACGAAUUGCCAGAAUUGAAAAUUGAUGGGCCUGAAUUGAGGCCGAGGGAUUCGCAGAAUCAGGCACAUCAGAGGAGUCUCAAGAGGACUAUCGGAAGUGAUUCUGAUUGUGAUGAUGUUUUCUCGGAGGAGAGUGGGAAAGAACCAUGCAAUUCACCUGGUGGUGAUUCGUGCCAACAUGCAUCACGAAAAAGGCGAAGGGGGAUGAUUGAAAAAAAAAGGAGAGACAGAAUUAAUGCGUCUUUGGGGGAGCUGAGGAGGCUGGUACCAGCAGCAGCGAGAGAUCCACACUCUGGGAAACUUGAGAAGGCGGAAAUUCUGCAGUUAACUGUUGAACAUCUCCGCACCCUCAGGAACAAAGGUCCAGAGGGCUACGAUAGCACAAAGUUAGCGAUGGACUAUCAUGCAGUGGGCUGGGGUGAAUGUGCCGCCGAAGUAGGCCGUUAUCUGGUGACAAUGGAGGGACUUGAUGAACGAGAUCCACUCAGAUUGAGAUUGCUGUCACACUUGCAGAGUUUUCACCGAGAACAUCCACCGAGCAAUGCUCCGGGUGCAUCCCAGACUUCAUCACUAACGUCAACGUCAACAGCCACAAGUUAUGAUCCAUCAGGUAUGCCAGCAAGUGGAGGGAGUGUGGGGCCCAUUCUUGGCGGUGGUGCUCUGGGCUGGGGGCAGUAUCCAGCGCAGUACCCUCAACAGCAACAUGGCAAGCCUUACCGUCCUUGGGGUGCAGAACUAGCUUAUUGAACGAGUAAAUAAAUAAUUUUAAUUCAACAAAAGGAAAUUCAAGGAAUUGAAGAAGACACUAUGGGAAUUCUGAAAUGUAGAUAAUUUAUUGGAUAGAGUUAUUUGCAGAGCGAAUCGAUUUACAUGAAAAUGAAAAUUUAUUCUUUUAAGAAGACAAAUUUUCUACAAAGACGAUAAUGUUUUACAAGUCCGGCUGAGUACAAAGUGGAAGUCAUUUGAAAAUUUGUGAGUCUUUCAGUGAUAGGCCGUAAUGGAUAAGUCUUACCCACGAAAAUUCUUUGAAUUAUUCCUCCAAACAUUGCUUCCUACGACACUGAGAGAAAAAUAUAAUUUUGCCAAAGAAAUGUUCCCCUGACAACAAUUUAAAUCGAAUUUUUCAAUGGAAAUUUCGGGCAUUUAAUUGUGCAAAACAAAGAUGAUUGGCAAAAUUAUAUUUUUCUAGCAGUACAAGCUGAGUCAAUAAUUAGUAGUACAAUUUUUGUAAAAUUCUGAAUAGACUAAAAUCAGAUUUCCCGGGAUAAAAUCCCGACGAGUUGGGUUACGGCAGGAGAACAAAGAAAUGAAAGUAAAGAAAAAACUCAGGAAUAAACAAAAAAAAUCUAAUAGAGUGAGAAACAAUAUAGUCAUAAAUAAGAAUCUUCAAGUGAAGGUGAAAUAAAAUUGAAAAAAUUAUUUAUUUGGUGUAGUAGAAAGGGCAGUUGACUCUGUGUGUACAGUGUAAAUUGAAAAAAUUGUAAAUAAUAUUGCGGAAUCGAUUGCUCCCUUCGAACCCUUUCUUUAUCUACUCUUAAUGUAUAUUUAUAUUUAUUGAAGGAUAUGAGAUAAGACUUGUAAGUUUCAUUGAAGUGCCAUUUGACAUAUCUAGAUCCAUGUGUGAAAGAAUAUUUUUGCAAUACGAAUUUUUAAUAAAAAUAUUGCGUUCAUGUAUA
This is a messenger RNA of Diachasmimorpha longicaudata, 2784 nucleotides long. RefSeq names its product hairy/enhancer-of-split related with YRPW motif protein-like (gene Hey). The record is from RefSeq and is a predicted model, not a curated record. Gene Ontology annotation, molecular function: DNA-binding transcription factor activity, RNA polymerase II-specific; RNA polymerase II cis-regulatory region sequence-specific DNA binding; protein dimerization activity. The transcript has 3 exons. Bases 719 to 1855 code for a protein of 378 amino acids. Gene Ontology annotation, biological process: anterior/posterior pattern specification; regulation of neurogenesis; regulation of transcription by RNA polymerase II. Gene Ontology annotation, cellular component: nucleus. Lineage: Eukaryota; Metazoa; Arthropoda; Insecta; Hymenoptera; Braconidae.